GGAACAUGUUUCCAUCGCCAGCAAAACGUCUACGUUCAAUGAGCCUUAACUAUAAUAAGUUCAGAUAUCUUCCUCACGAUUUGUUCACUGAUAUGCCAGAGCUUCGAAUAGUUGAAAUGACAAACAACAGGCUGCAAGUAUUAGAAGACUACGUGUGGAAAAACGUUUUUAAUCAGCUCACAAAAUUGGAUUUUUCAGAUAAUCCUUUACAGUGUGAUGCUUCAUUGAAAUGGAUGCUGAGUUCCGUUAGCAAACCUGUUUUAUUUUAUGGAGAAUGUGAAACUCCAGAAAAGAAUAAAGGAAAAUCAAUAAAGCGUUUAAGGAAAGAAGACUUGAACUAGUUCCUCUAUUUGGAAACUGCAUAUAUAAAUAAAUAUUAUUUAGAUUUGA
Parasteatoda tepidariorum (common house spider) is the source of this 390-nucleotide messenger RNA. The record is from RefSeq and is a predicted model, not a curated record. Lineage: Eukaryota; Metazoa; Arthropoda; Arachnida; Araneae; Theridiidae.